GACACAUUGUUCUUCUCCCACUUCCACAUAUAUGUAUAUUAUAUAUAAAAGGAAAGAAACAGAAACACAGAAAGCUGGUGUGAUUGACUUGUUUAAAGUGGUAUUAGAUUCCUACAGAAAGAUGUUGAUUAAUCAAUCUUAUUUGCACCGCUGCUUUUUCAAAUAUGCUUGCAUUUUCAUUUGCAGGCACUUACUCUCGUGCGGAAAACAAAAUAAUGCUGACAAUUGUUCUUUCACAGCCAAAAGCACUUGAUUUACUUAAUAGGGAAAAAUAGACCAUGCUGGAAUGAAACUCAAGGAUCACGUUCUGAGGUCAUAAGCUGAUGACAUAUAGAAUAUGAAUAUGCAAAUGAGAAAAUAGUAAUGAGAACAAUAAUUUAAAAAUGUGGGAUAUUAGCAUAAAAUGCUGCAAAUGCGAUUUCCUAGAAUUACAUCAUAUUCGAGCUGCUUCCUGGACAUUUAGUAUAUAUUCCCGGAGCAUUUGUGCAUUUUAAUGCAGCUUCACAGGUUUCAGAAACUAGAAACUAGAAACAAGAAGGGAGCUGCAUACCUGCACCGGUUAAAGAGUUUGAUCGGGUUGCUAGGAUGAGCUGCCUUCAAAAAUGGAAGCCAAUUGCUGUGAUGGUUGGCGUUAACUUUGCUAUGGCUGUUGUGAACCUGCUUUUCAAGAAGGUUCUCAAUGGCGGAAUGAAUCAGCAGGUUAUUACCACAUACAGGCUGUCAACAGCGGCAACUUUUUUGGCCCCCGUUGCAUGUUGCAGGGAAAGGAAAAGCAAUAAAAAGUUGACAGCCCUCACCUUCUGCACUCUAUUUUUCAGUGCACUGACAGGGUGUGAACUCUAUCUUCUAAUUCCUUAUUCCGAACCAUCAAUCUAUGUUGAAUAUUCUGAUAGAAGGUGUAUUUUCUGUAGAGGGACUCUCACUCAAUAUCUCUUCCUAAUCGGGCUCAAGUAUACAUCGUCUACGUUCUCUUGUGCUUUCAUCAACAUUGUACCCAUAAACACAUUCAUUUUGGCACUCAUACUUAGAAAGGAGAAAAUUAACAUGAACAGCAAGAGUGGGAAAGCCAAAGUAUUGGGGACAAUAAUUUGUAUUGGUGGGGCUUUGGUAUUAACGCUCUACAAAGGAACUCCAUUGACAAAAACCACUUCGAAAGAUGUUGAGGCAGAGCAUGAUGUAAAGAAUUGGGUUAUCGGCUCAUUGUUUCUAUAUGCAGGAAGCUUGGCAUGGUCUUCGUGGUAUCACAUACAGGAUAGGGUCGGGAGAGAGUAUCCCUAUCAGUAUUCUAGCACAACUAUUAUGUCCUUUCUAGCUGCUAUUCAAUCUGCUAUCCUAUGUUUUAUCAUUGAGAGAAGAACAUCUAUAUGGAAACUGAAAGGAGCAUUAGAGAUCUCGACCAUUUUAUAUACUGGCAUAGUGGGAUCGGGAAUAUGCUUUGUUAUUAUGUCAUGGUGUGUAAAGCAGAAGGGUCCCGUCUUCACCUCAGCGUUUAGUCCCUUCAUUCAGAUUUUUGCCGCUAUCUUGGAUGUAUUCUUACUUCAUGAACAAAUUCACCUGGGAAGCAUUUUAGGAUCCAUUUUGGUUGUUAUUGGCCUAUAUAUUCUUCUGUGGGGCAAAUGCAAGGAAACAGAAGUUUGCAAAAAUGUACAAACAGAAGAAAAGGAUGGCACUAUAUUACCCGUUAUCAUCAGUCCCCCUGGCCCACUUCGUACCUAAAUGUAAUCAGAUUUACCAGAAGAAAAAAUAAAAUUAUUAAUCAGUACAGAGAGUAAUGAUGAAAAGUUUCUCAACUGUAACAGUGACACUGAACGGUGUUUCUUGAUCUGUGUUUCAAAUUUCCAUCCUGUUAGAAGAAUAAAAUCUCUUUAGAUCUUUUUUUUUUU
Messenger RNA from Ipomoea nil (Japanese morning glory), 1883 nucleotides. Its product is annotated as WAT1-related protein At3g30340-like. Gene Ontology annotation, molecular function: transmembrane transporter activity. Gene Ontology annotation, cellular component: plasma membrane. The transcript has 6 exons. The coding region runs from base 586 to 1716 and encodes 376 amino acids. The record is from RefSeq and is a predicted model, not a curated record. NCBI's taxonomy places the organism in Eukaryota, Viridiplantae, Streptophyta, Magnoliopsida, Solanales, Convolvulaceae.